AUUAGCUGAUUCUAAUAAUUAGUUGAUUCUAAUAAUUAGUUGAUUCGGGUAGUUCGGGUAAGACUUUAGACAUUGAAGUGUAGGUGUUGAUUCAGGACAUCAAUUUUUAGGUAUUCGAGGUUAAUUUUAUACUAGGUGGUCCAGGCCCUGACCCUGUCUUAUAUAUAAUGUUAGCAUUAGGCUUGUAUUUACUGGCUCUUCCAUUAGAUGGGUCGACAUUGCCUUGGUGUGGUUGAUAGUCACCUUCUUUUCUUAAUUCUGGUGUUGGUGUUACUUGUUUCUGGCCUUUUUGAAAAGUUGUCUUUUGACUUUUGGCCAUUAUAUUAUUAUAUUAGAAUUUUUUAAUAAUUUUGGCAUGGAUAGGUGUACAUGUACAUACAGUGCAUAUUAUUGGCUAUGAAUAAUGAAAUGAAUAAUGCCAUUGUAUUGUUUCAAUGUAGCAUUAACAGUUAUUGUUCUGAGUCAUUCUAUAUUGAUUAUAAAGGAAUGGUUCCCCUACAGGUGUACUCAAGUUGACUGAACUGCAUGCAAGCUGCUAGGAAGAGUCUGAAGGUCAUCAUGUGGGCAUCAGAUUGUAGUCUGUGAUCAUUAUCAGAUCCAUGAUCUCUCUCACUGAACUAACAGUCACAGGAACAGUAUAUUGCUCACUGGUCAGGUUCUCUCUUCCUUUUAUUGAAGUGAUGCAAGCUACAUGUAGUACUCAUUGCAUGAUGACUGAAGAUGCAAUUGAAAUAUCGAUGAUCACUGACUAUUACACUAGAUACCAAUGUAUGCCAAGGAGAUAUAAGAUCUGCAGGGAUAGCUACAAACAGCCUUUUCUUUCUGAUAGAUGCUUCUGGAACAGUAUGGUGGUAUUUAUUGUGAUAAACUGCUCUGCUUGUAUAUAUCCAAUGGCAGUCUCAAUCAGAGCUCCAAUUUUGGCUUUUUGUGCUGGCAACUCAAUGCUCAUAUUCAAUCUCAAAGAAUUAUUAGUAUUAGAUGUGCCUGGUGCAUGGUACUGUUUUGUGACCUCAUCUGGUAGACUGAAUGAGGAAAGAAUUGUUUUUGGUGCUCCUAAAGUAGGAGCAAGAUUUUGUGCAGAACCUAUAGUAAUUACAUGUACAUGGGAUUCAUACUUAAUUUGUGAUGAUAAUAAGACUACAUCUGCUGUAUCACAUUUACAAUUACUAUUAUAG
This is a messenger RNA of Amphimedon queenslandica, 1175 nucleotides long. RefSeq lists its product as uncharacterized. The coding region runs from base 600 to 1175 and encodes 191 amino acids. NCBI's taxonomy places the organism in Eukaryota, Metazoa, Porifera, Demospongiae, Haplosclerida, Niphatidae. The record is from RefSeq and is a predicted model, not a curated record. The transcript has 8 exons.